Alternaria rosae is the source of this 767-nucleotide messenger RNA. RefSeq lists its product as uncharacterized. The record is from RefSeq and is a predicted model, not a curated record. The transcript has a single exon. Gene Ontology annotation, biological process: RNA splicing. NCBI's taxonomy places the organism in Eukaryota, Fungi, Ascomycota, Dothideomycetes, Pleosporales, Pleosporaceae. Bases 89 to 742 code for a protein of 217 amino acids. Gene Ontology annotation, cellular component: precatalytic spliceosome.
CCCAGCCUUGGCGCCCAAACUCACCCAGCUCACCAAAUUAUUCCUUUGCGCCAGCCUCACCCACCCCCCCUACACCCAACCCCACACCAUGGCAGACAACGAGCGACCGCGGGCAGCAUACAGCGAUCCAUUUGAGCGCGACACCCGUCGCGCACCCCGCGAAAGCCGCGAUCGAGGCGGCACACCCACCGAGCGCCGCGGCAACCGCUCGCGCAGUCCCCAAGAGCGUGGCGGCCGACGCGACAACCGGUACCGCUCGAGAUCGCCCUUCCGCAAAGACGAGGGCAAGGGAAGCCGAGGGCGCGGACGUGGCGGCCACGACCGCGGACGGGGCCGCGAUGACAGGAGAGGCGCUGGAGGACGAGACGAGCGCCCCAACUUCCGCGACCGCUCCCCCCAGCUCCCCAAAGGUCCACGAGGCGACAAUGCGCCUCCAAGCCGCAGCGCAAGAGCGCCUCCUACCGGACCUCGCUCCUCCACCGUGGACCCUAUCAAGAAGGAAGACGAAGGCACGCCGGAUGUCGAGAUGAAGGACGAGCGCCAGAAGCCAGAAGACAUGGACGACGACGAGUGGGAGAUGCUCAAGGUCAUGGGCUUCGGCGGCUUCAAGUCGACCAAGAACACAAAGGUGCCGGGUAACGACAAGAACUUUGGCGUUAGGAAGGACAAGCAGCUGCAGGCUAGGCAGUACAUGAAUCGCCAAGGUGGAUUCAACAGGCCGUUAAGUCCUAGCAGGAGCUGAGGAGGUGGUAUGGGGACUGGGUUUC